GAGUUUGAUCCACUCUCUUAAUGCUCAGAAUUUUGGGACACCGUUGGAACUUUCUGUUGCAGAAGUUUUACCGCUCCAACUGCUCCACCUCUUUUCUUUCCCUCUCUCUCUCUAUUCCUUUUUUGUAUCCUAUUUCCAACUUUGUGCUUUUACAGGUGCACUUCAUCUCGACCACCUCAUUUUCAUUCUUGUGUUAUAGUAUGUAUAUACUGUUCACUUUACGUUUUGACCGUCCUUGCUAAACCGAAACUUCUUUCCCUUUCCAGAAACUCUAGUGCUUUUACAUCCGAACCAUGUCUACACCGUCUCCAUCGUCUACUCCUAAAUUUCGAGCUUUUGAAUCAAUGGCAGGCCCCAUUACCAGGGAACAGACGGUCGAGGAACGCUACGGUAUUCCAGAGAACUUUUUGGAAAUCGAAGUGAAGAAUCCUCAAACUCACGGCUUCGGCCGUAAAAUGUAUACUGACUAUGAAAUCAUUUGUAAGACAAAUAUUCCCGCUUUCAAGUUGAAGCAGUCUUCCGUACGCAGACGUUACAGCGACUUUGAAUGGUUCCGAGAUGUUUUAGAACGGGAGUCUACCCGCGUCAAUAUCCCACCUCUUCCCGGCAAAGUCUUUACCAAUCGAUUUGCGGAUGAAGUGAUUGAACAGCGACGUGAAGGACUCGAACGGUUUUUACAAAUUGUGGCUGGACAUCCUUUAUUGCAAACAGGUAGCAAAGUGCUGGCGGCUUUUAUCCAAGAUCCCAACUUCUCGCGCGACAAUUACAACUACUGAAUUUAAUGUACAUUGCUGAAUGUUUUACAUCUUAUACUUUUUUUUUCCCGUUUUAUCGUAUUCUUGAUUCUUGUAUUCUUAGAGGGUCCGGAAAACUUGCUUUUUGUCUGCGAGUGACCUUGGGUUCUUAUGGCCAGCUGUAAAAAAUUGUAAUAAAAAAAAGGCAGUAAAGGAGGCUGUGGAUUGUCGAUGCUCCGAGGACAG
Radiomyces spectabilis is the source of this 980-nucleotide messenger RNA. Its product is annotated as sorting nexin-3. Gene Ontology annotation, biological process: late endosome to Golgi transport; endocytic recycling. The transcript is spliced from 4 exons. Bases 294 to 776 code for a protein of 160 amino acids. The record is from RefSeq and is a predicted model, not a curated record. Gene Ontology annotation, cellular component: early endosome membrane; retromer complex. Lineage: Eukaryota; Fungi; Mucoromycota; Mucoromycetes; Mucorales; Radiomycetaceae. Gene Ontology annotation, molecular function: phosphatidylinositol-3-phosphate binding.